CAUCAUUUGUGUCCUGAACGCCAUCCUUUCAACGACUCUUUUUCCCUAAUCCCCAAUGUACGUGUCUAUAUUCUUCUUUUAUAUUUCAGGUCAAUGGGUUCGUCUCCAUUCGUGCUUGGUCGCGUCUGGCGCGAUCUUCGCGUUUUCUGAUUCAACCAAUCUCGUGUUUUACUUAUCUCUAACUUGCACGUUUCAGCAUGCGUGAAAUCGUCCACAUCCAGACCGGCCAGUGCGGUAACCAAAUCGGUGCUAAAUUCUGGGAGGUGGUCUCUGACGAGCAUGGUAUUGAGCGGGAUGGUCUCUACAAGGGAACCAAUGACAUGCAACUCGAGCGUAUCUCGGUUUACUACAAUGAAAUCGGGUCCAACAAAUACGUUCCUCGUGCAGUUUUGGUUGACCUUGAGCCCGGAACCAUGGACUCUGUUCGCUCGGGACCUCUAGGUGGUCUCUUCCGUCCCGACAACUUCAUCUUUGGACAGAGUGGUGCUGGUAACAACUGGGCCAAAGGACACUACACGGAGGGUGCGGAGUUGGUCGACUCCGUUCUUGAUGUCGUUCGCAAGGAGGCUGAGGGCACUGAUUGCCUACAGGGUUUCCAGAUCACCCACUCGCUUGGUGGUGGAACUGGUGCUGGUAUGGGAACUCUCUUGAUGUCUAAGAUCAGAGAAGAGUACCCCGAUCGGAUGAUGUGCACGUACUCCGUCGUGCCCAGUCCCGCUGUCUCGGAUACCGUUGUUGAGCCUUAUAAUGCCACGCUAUCCGUUCAUCAACUUGUGGAGAACUCGGACGAAACUUUCUGUAUCGACAACGAGGCCCUUUACGACAUCUGCUUCAGAACGCUUAAGCUCUCCACGCCAACAUAUGGUGACCUCAACCACCUCGUUUCCUUCGUCAUGUCUGGUAUCACCACUUGCUUGCGUUUCCCUGGUCAACUCAACUCUGAUCUGCGCAAACUCGCUGUCAACAUGGUUCCUUUCCCUCGUCUCCACUUCUUCAUGACCGGAUUUGCUCCCUUGACCGCCCGCGGCAGUCAACAAUACCGUGCUGUCACUGUUCCCGAGCUCACUCAACAAAUGUUCGAUGCAAAGAACAUGAUGGCUGCAUCAGACCCGAGACAUGGUCGCUACCUUACCGUUGCUGCUGUGUUCCGUGGUAAAGUGUCAAUGAAGGAGGUCGAGGAGCAGAUGCAAAACGUUCAGAACAAGAACUCUGCAUACUUCGUGGAGUGGAUUCCCAACAACGUGCUGUCUGCACAGUGUGACAUCCCUCCUCGCGGAGUCAAGAUGGCGGUCACAUUCUUGGGUAACUCAACUGCUAUCCAAGAGCUGUUCAAGCGUGUCAGCGACCACUUCACUGCUAUGUUCAAGCGCAAGGCCUUCUUGCAUUGGUACACGCAAGAAGGUAUGGACGAAAUGGAGUUCACCGAGGCCGAGUCAAACAUGCAGGACUUGAUUGCCGAAUACCAGCAAUAUCAAGACGCAACUGUCGAGGAGGAGGCUGAGUACGAGGAGGAGGUACCAGCCGACGAGGAGUCGUAGAUCAAAAUGGUGACCCACGUUUACGAUCCAUCCCUACGUCACCCAUUUCCCUUCAUGACCAAAACUUAGGUAUUCGUCUAUUGGUGUUCUCUUUGGCAGAUGCCCCGUUUGUUCUGUUAAUCUUUUAUCGCUACCCUAGCCAGCAUCGCGUUCAUCUCAUUUUUCCUUUCUUCUGUCGUACACCGCCGGAGCAAUACAUUUCAUCGGAAACUGCAGUAUACCCUUGUUAUCAGUUGAUGAUCGAUGUGAGCAAGAGCCUUUGAAUUUUGGCAGGCUACACACGAGCUUGCCUCAGACUGUGAUCACAGAAGGAACGUCGUUUCAAUCUCAAACUUGUGCUUUAUUUUUUGGUUGUCACGUUUGGUGGCCUCUGUCUGCAGCAAUUUCUCUGUGCAGAGGCCAUCAAACAGGCAUACACGAGCCGUCACGUCCAGCGUGCUUCACGAAAUAUCAUCAUGUCUGCCUACCGUUGACCACGCU
Messenger RNA from Suillus paluster, 2018 nucleotides. RefSeq names its product beta-tubulin. Lineage: Eukaryota; Fungi; Basidiomycota; Agaricomycetes; Boletales; Suillaceae. The coding region runs from base 198 to 1538 and encodes 446 amino acids. Gene Ontology annotation, cellular component: microtubule; cytoplasm. Gene Ontology annotation, biological process: mitotic cell cycle; microtubule cytoskeleton organization. The record is from RefSeq and is a predicted model, not a curated record. Gene Ontology annotation, molecular function: GTP binding; structural constituent of cytoskeleton; GTPase activity. The transcript is spliced from 9 exons.